AUAUUUAUAUAUUCUUAAAGUUUAAUUUGCUACACAACUUUUUUAUCAUUGAUAGGUUAAGUUUAAUUAAAGUAUUAGGAAGUGGCAAUCUAUCGUAUAUGGAUUUCAUUUUAAAAUAUUAAAACUGAAAGUGCCUGUGGAACAUGUUAUUUUUAGCGCAUUGAUACAAAAGUGGAAGUACCCGAGUUAACCUUUCAAAAUGUGUAUUUGAGAGCUACGGGGACGAUAAGAAAUGGUUAGCAAUAAAUGGAUGCACGAGACUAGCACGUGAUGUACGCGAGAAAAACAGAUUUCAAGAUAGUCAUCAUAGGUGACAGUUUCAUUGGCAAGACAGCACUGCUAAAGAAGUUCAUCGGAAAAAUUGACAUUGGCAGGUCAAUAUUUGAGUCACAUGAGGUAGAAAAAGAUGGAGAGAAAAUCUUGCUGGAGAUUCAUGAUACCAAGGGUCAAGAGCGAUAUCGGAGUCUAACAUCAUCCUUCUAUAGGGGCGCACAGGGGUGUCUCGUGUGUUUCAAUGUCAUGAGCAACUCUUCGUUCGAUGGGCUAAAACACUGGAUGGAUGAUGUCAGAGAAUGCGUGCGUGAAGACAUUCCAAAAAUACUGGUAGGAAUAAAUCGAAACAAUGGCUACAAACAGCCUUUGGAUCAUUCUCAAAAAAUUUCAAGAGACAAAAUAGAUGCGUUUUGUGAAUUGCAUAAACUACAUUACAUAGAAAUUGAUCUGAAUGAUGUUAAACGUAUAUCAGACUGCUUUGAAACACUUACUGAUAUGAUGGUUAAAGAAAGACGUAGGAGAACAAGUGACAUAGGAGGAGAUAUGGACAUUGUUCAUUUUCCCAGACCGAGAGAGGAAAAGAAAGAACAGGAUUGCGGUUGUUGAAUAAUGUAAAAAGGUCUUUACAGCAGAAACCUGAUAACUUUGUAGAAGAAUACGAACAAAACCGUGGUCUGACAAGGGCGUAAAACAGAGUAACAAAAGCAUAUUUUACAAAAUCUUUUCGUUAGUUUGGAUUUGAAACGUUGAACUAUUUCAUAUCGCUGCGUAUUUCGCAAAAGUACAUCAUUUUCUCCUUUACUGUAUCAAGGGUCUGAAGAAUAUAAGAAUGAUAACAUGUU
Molecule: messenger RNA, 1115 nt
Organism: Mercenaria mercenaria
Lineage: Eukaryota; Metazoa; Mollusca; Bivalvia; Venerida; Veneridae
Product: ras-related protein Rab-11A-like
Exons: 4
Coding region: 271-879 (202 amino acids)
Molecular function (GO): GTPase activity; GTP binding
Source: RefSeq, a predicted model, not a curated record